Molecule: messenger RNA, 252 nt
Organism: Talaromyces rugulosus
Lineage: Eukaryota; Fungi; Ascomycota; Eurotiomycetes; Eurotiales; Trichocomaceae
Exons: 3
Coding region: 1-252 (83 amino acids)
Biological process (GO): cellular heat acclimation
Cellular component (GO): nucleus; cytosol
Molecular function (GO): transcription corepressor activity
Source: RefSeq, a predicted model, not a curated record
AUGUCAGCAGAACAGUCAAAGAAGGAAAACACGGGGCCGCAGCGCCUGCAACCACAGACACAAUCUACAGAAAGCUCUGCUGCCCCCGAGCUCGCCGCCGCCGUGGAUGAGCUUCUCGAUCAACUUCAGAACAAGUUUGAUAACGUCUCUACCGAGGUUUUUGGAAAGUUAGAUGACAUGGCGCGACGACUCGAUGACCUCGAGACUUCGUUGAAUAGUAGUGCUCGUGAAGAUGCGGCUGCAAAGACUUGA